Molecule: messenger RNA, 4980 nt
Organism: Rosa chinensis
Lineage: Eukaryota; Viridiplantae; Streptophyta; Magnoliopsida; Rosales; Rosaceae
Product: lysine-specific demethylase REF6
Exons: 7
Coding region: 298-4779 (1493 amino acids)
Biological process (GO): chromatin remodeling
Cellular component (GO): nucleus
Molecular function (GO): histone H3K4me/H3K4me2/H3K4me3 demethylase activity
Source: RefSeq, a predicted model, not a curated record
CUCCCUCUCACUAUUGCUCUCCUUCCUCUGCCCCCAAAUUUUUACCAUUUGUUUUCCUCCUCUGCUUUCUCUCCUCUCCUCUGUAGUUAGUUUAUUAAACAAAAAAACAGAGGACCUCCCACACCCAAAAACCCCCAAAUCGAAAAAUGAAGCGCACCACAGCCUAAAAGCUACUUCUUCUUCUUCUUCAAUUCCCCUCCAAUGGGUUUUGCAUGACCAAUCAUCCGAAACCCAUAAAAGAUCUCCGCCCAAUUUCGCAAAAAAAAAAUUAAAAAUUGUUGGUAAGAUUUUUAUUGAAUGGCAGCUUCGGAGCAGCCCCAGGAAGUUCUGUCAUGGCUCAGAGCCCUGCCCGUAGCUCCGGAGUACCACCCUACUUGGGCCGAGUUCCAAGAUCCGAUUGCCUACAUUUUCAAGAUCGAGAAGGAGGCUUCCAAGUAUGGAAUCUGCAAAAUCGUGCCGCCGGUGCCGCCGGCGCCGAAGAAAACAGCAAUUGCUAAUCUCAACAAGUCUCUGGUGGCGCGCGGUGGGCCUUCGGUUGGAAAAGGCCCCAAGGCCCUGCCCACAUUCACUACCCGGCAGCAGCAGAUCGGGUUCUGCCCCCGGAAGGCCCGCCCCGUGCAGAGACCCGUCUGGCAGAGCGGCGAGCACUACACAUUCAACCAAUUCGAGGCCAAAGCCAAGAGCUUUGAGAAGAGCUACUUGAAGAAGCGGAGGAAGAAGGGAGGCCUGAACCCUCUGGAUGUCGAGACCCUUUACUGGAGAGCCACUGUCGACAAGCCCUUCUCCGUCGAGUACGCCAAUGACAUGCCCGGCUCGGCUUUCGUGCCGCUCAGCAGCAAGAAGAGUGGUGCCAGCACUAGCAGGGAGGCAGGGGACGGCGUCACGCUGGGAGAGACGGCCUGGAAUAUGAGGGGGGUUUCCAGGUCCAGAGGGUCUCUGCUGAGGUUUAUGAAGGAGGAGAUUCCCGGGGUUACGUGUCCUAUGGUCUAUGUGGCCAUGAUGUUCAGCUGGUUUGCUUGGCACGUCGAGGAUCAUGACUUGCAUAGCUUGAAUUACCUGCAUUUGGGAGCCGGCAAGACUUGGUAUGGCGUCCCCAGGGAGGCUGCCGUGGCCUUCGAGGAGGUCGUCAGAGUUCAGGGUUAUGGAGGGGAGAUCAAUCCUCUUGUUACAUUUGCUACGCUUGGUGAGAAGACCACCGUGAUGUCACCUGAAGUCUUUAUUAGUUCAGGGAUUCCAUGCUGCAGGUUAGUGCAAAAUGCUGGGGAAUUUGUUGUCACUUUUCCAAGAGCCUAUCACACUGGAUUCAGUCACGGAUUUAAUUGUGGGGAGGCAGCCAACAUUGCAACUCCUGAGUGGUUGAGGGUUGCCAAUGAUGCGGCUGUCCGACGAGCUUCAAUCAAUUAUCCUCCUAUGGUGUCUCAUUUUCAGUUACUUUAUGAUCUUGCUCUAGCAUUAUGUUCAAGAACGCCUGUGCGCAAUAGUGCUGAACCUCGAAGUUCUCGACUAAAAGAUAAGAAAAAGGGUGAAGGAGAAACAGUAGUUAAAGGUUUAUUUGUGAAGAAUGUCAUUCAGAACAAUGAGCUGCUUCAUGUUCUUGGAAAAGGGUCGUCAAUUGUACUUCUACCACAGAGUUCUUCGGACAUUUCUGUUUGUUCAAAAUUACGUGUUGGUUCACAGUUAAGAGUAAACCCUGAUGAUCUCAUGAUAGACGGGAAGCAGGGAAUCAAGCAGGUAAAAGGGUUGUAUUCAGUGAAAGGAAAACUUGCAUCUUUAUGUGAAAGUAGCCAGCAUCCCUCAUUAAAUGCAAAUGGCAAUGCAAGUACUCCUUCUAAGAUGCUGAACAUGAGCGCUAAAAGAGAAAGUAAUGUUGAAGGCGAAGGGUUGUCAGAUCAGAGACUAUUUUCUUGUGUUACAUGUGGAAUUUUGAGCUUUUCAUGUGUUGCUAUAAUUCAACCAAGAGAAGCAGCAGCCAGAUAUCUCAUGUCAGCAGAUUGUAGUUUUUUCAACGAUUGGGCUGUUGAUUGUGAGCCUAUCCAGGUUGCAAAUGGAGAUCCAAAUAGUUCAAAGAAGGGUCCCUGUACAGAAACAGGAUUGAUGCAAAAGAGUACCCAUGAUGGUUUAUACGAUGUGCCCGUUCAGUCUGCUGAUUAUCGAAAUCAGAUCACAGAUCCAAUCAAUGAAGUUGAUUCAAAUACUGAAAUGCAGAGAGAUACUAAUGCACUUGGGCUAUUAGCUUUGACCUAUGGAGAUUCAUCUGACUCGGAGGAAGAUCAGGCUGAACCAGAUGCUCCUGUUUGUGGUGACGAAACAAACUUGUCAGACUGUUCUUUGGAAGGUAGAUAUGAGUAUAAAAGUGCUAGUCCUCCUUUGAGAGACUCUUAUGGAGGUACAGCUGGGGUUCGCAGUCCAACUUCACCAGGAUUUGAUUGUGGUAAUGAACUCCCGACUGUUGACGGCAAUGUGGAAAAUAGACGUGAAGCAACUAAUUUCAAGGAUAAUGGUCAUCAAUAUAUUGACUGUUCUGUUGAUCUUGACACUUUGACAAAGACAAAUGGUUUGGGGGGUACAUCUAUAGAUCCAGUAAAGGUUUCAUAUUCUGGCUCCCCAGAUGCGUUAGACAUUCAACCAACACGAUUUGGUCAGGCCACUUUACAGAAAGAGAGUACAGGCACAUCAUUUUUUCCAGGAUGUGACCAGGAUUCUUCUAGAAUGCAUGUGUUCUGCCUUGAGCAUGCUGUAGAGGUUGAGCAGCAGCUCCGUUCAUUUGGAGGUGCCCACAUUUUACUCCUUUGUCAUCCAGACUAUCCGCGGAUAGUGGAUGAAGCAAAAGAAAUAGCAGAAGAACUGGGAGUAAAUUAUCCCUGGAAUGAUAUGGUAUUCAGGGAUGCCACCAGGGAGGAUGAGGAGAGGAUUCAGUCAGCUCUGGAUAGUGAGGAAGCCAUUGCUGGGAAUGGAGACUGGGCUGUAAAGAUGGGGAUCAAUCUCUUCUACAGUGCCAGUCUUAGCCGCUCUCAUCUUUAUAGUAAGCAGAUGCCAUACAAUUCUGUUAUAUACAAUGCAUUUGGUCGUAGUUCUCCAGCUAGCUCGCCUGCAGGACCUGAGGUCUGUGGGAGGAGGCCUGCCAAACAGAAAAAGAUAGUGGUAGGGAAAUGGUGCGGUAAAGUUUGGAUGUCAAAUCAAGUUCAUCCCUUCUUAAUAAAAAGGGAUCAUGAAGAGAAAAAAGUAGAGCUAGAACAGAGGAGGUUCCAUGAUUCAGAAAUGCCAGAUGAGAAGCUUGAUGGAAAAUCAGAAAGCACACGCAAAACUGAGAAAACUAUGGUGACUAAACAGUAUUCUAGGAAGAGGAAAAUGACUGUAGAGGGUGGGACAACCAAGAAAGCAAAAUGUCCUGAUGCAGUUUCUGCUCAUUCAGUAGAUGAUAACUCCCAUCAGCAGCAGAAGAGGUUUCUCAAGAACAAGCAAGCCAAAUAUAUAGAGAGUGGUCCAACCAAGAAAGCAAAGUUUACUGAGACAGAAGAUGCAGUGUCAGGUGAUUCAAUGGAAGAUGAUUUCCGUCAGCAAAAUAGGAGGACUCUUCGAAGCGAGCAAGCCAAGUAUAUUGAGGGAGAUGAUGAUGUUUCAGAUGAUUCAAUGGGAGUUGAUUCUCACCAGCAGCAGAGGCGGAUUGCGAAAAGUAAGCAAGCGAAGUAUAUUGCCAGAGAUUUCUCUAUGUUGUCAGAUGAUUCAGUUGGAGUUAAUUCUGAUCAUCAGCAGAGGCGGGUUGCUGAAAGUAAUGCCAGGGAGUUCUCUGCGGUUUCAGAUGAUUCGCUUGAGGAUAAUAUCCAUCAGCUGCAUAGGAGGUCACUUAGACGCAACAAAGGUAAAUGCAUUGGGAGAGGAAAUUUGACUUCACAAAAUCUUCACGGGGUCAGUUCUCCUCAGCAACAAAGGAGGACUUCUAAAAGCAAGCAGGCCAAAACUGUGGAGAGAGAAGAUGCAGCUCUGGAUGACACACCGGACGAUAAUGCUGCACUGCAGCUUAAGAGUUUCCGAGGCAGGCAAAUAAAACCAGAGACCGUUCAGCAAAAGAAACAGGAAACUCCUCGCCGUGUGAAGCAAGGCUCCCGCCGUCUUCAAGAAACCCAGCAAAAGACUCCCAGGAUCCAAAAUAUUCAAUCUGAACAAAACACCGUUGAUGUAAAUGCUGAGGAACCAGAAGGUGGGCCUAGCACGCGACUUAGAAAAAGACCUCCAAAAGAGCAGCCAGAAACCGGUAGGAAAAAGGCAAAAGGGCAGCCAGAAACUGGAAGGAAAAAGGCAAGAGAGCAGCAACAAACUGGUAGGAUAAAGGUAAACACUGCUUUAGGUGUGAAGACAAAGAAUGCUUCAGCUCGGAAGGGAAAGAGUGCUUCAGCAGUGAGGGAAGAGGAAGCAGAAUUCUUGUGUGACGUUGAGGGGUGCACCAUGAGUUUUGGCACGAAACAAGAGCUAAAUCUCCACAAGAAAAACGUGUGUCCGGUCAAGGGGUGUGGAAAGAAAUUCUUCUCGCACAAGUAUCUGGUGCAACAUCGUCGAGUUCAUGAGGAUGACCGCCCCCUUCGGUGCCCUUGGAAGGGAUGCAAGAUGACAUUCAAGUGGGCAUGGGCUCGGACUGAGCACAUUAGGGUACACACAGGUGCCCGUCCGUACGUCUGUGCAGAGCCAGGGUGUGGGCAGACCUUCCGGUUUGUGUCAGAUUUCAGCCGUCAUAAGCGGAAGACUGGGCAUUCAGUAAAGAAAGGUAAGGGGCGAUCGCGAUGAGUGGGGAUGGUGGAAAGUUGAUGUAAUCAUGUAACAUGACUAAUGAAUCUGUUGUUCGAUUGACAAAUUAGUGCUAGGUGAGGAAUAGGGUUAAGAUUUCCCCUGUAAUUGCUAUUCGGAAUGACAAUAAUUUCUGAUUUUCCUGCGGCCUUCAUUAGGCCCUUUAAUUUAAUGCAGCAACAGCAAUUGCUUCCAUCUUAA